Molecule: messenger RNA, 4970 nt
Organism: Exophiala mesophila
Lineage: Eukaryota; Fungi; Ascomycota; Eurotiomycetes; Chaetothyriales; Herpotrichiellaceae
Exons: 1
Coding region: 295-4914 (1539 amino acids)
Biological process (GO): protein targeting to vacuole; endosomal vesicle fusion
Cellular component (GO): late endosome; HOPS complex
Molecular function (GO): protein binding
Source: RefSeq, a predicted model, not a curated record
GCCUCGACCUCGACCUCACGAAUUCACGACCAUAUCGCCAGUGCCCAAAAGAAACAGUGCACAGUUCUAGUGUCUCAAUAACACUCCGAGUGUGCCUCAUUCUUCCAACGAAUACCUUGUGCUCCACCAUUGCCGCGCCCUCCGUUGACCGUCCUAUGGCCCCAGCAGGCAUCUAAACACUUCGGCCUUCCUUCACUCGUCCUCCCACAACCGUGGUUCCGUGUGAGGCCACUCUCUCCUCCUAGCCUCCCUCAGCCCUUGUCUCGAAGCAAUGAUUGCAGCAGAGUUACCUCGAUGAACUCAACCCUAGAUGAGGGUGAGAACUUCCUCCGCGACCAGGAGCACUCUUCUGGUCUUGACCACCUUUCCGACCAGAAUGGUGUCGUCGACCAACCAUUACAGGAUGACAUUCCUGAUAUAAUACCAACAGACCAUGCUCAGGAGGAUCCUGACUAUCUAGAGUCGAAUCAUGACCUCGACGACAGCUUGCAAGAUAAAUCUGUAGACGAUUCCACCCCAAGUGAUAUCCAACCCAGUGGUGUGGAUGAUUCCAUACUUCCCUCUAUACAGCACCACGACCAGAGCAACAAUGGCUCUUUUUCGACCCCAGAUGACACUCCCUCUCUCCAAGGCUCUCUUCUCUCCUCCCCACGCAGCGAAACUGCUUCUCUAAGAAGUCCUGGCCGACGAGGUAGCCCUUCUUCAGUCCAUCGUCCUUUCGACAUCCGUUUCCAGUCUCGCCUCUCAAGCUCUCAAUUUUCCCCAUUGAGAUCCGCCUCCCCAGCUUUCUUAGGGUCUCAUUCUCGCCAUGGCUCGAUCACAAGCUUUGCGCCUCCAGCCUCCGAUUUUGACGAGACGGUCCAUCCUUGGGAUGUCAUCCACUGGAGCAAGUUUAGGAAAUUAUCAAGUCAGGUAUUCUCUGAAUUGGGAAAACGGAACUUCGGCAGUCCGUCAUGUCUCGCAGUUGCCGAUCAACUUGUGAUAGGCACUUCGAAAGGCCUCGUUCUGGUUUUUGACCACCAACAGAAUCAUAAAGCCAUAAUUGGAAGUGGCACCAAAGCUGCAGAAAGUGGUCCAGUGACAGCGAUCGCGAUAUCUGCAGACCAGACAACAGUUGCAGUAGGUCAUGCCACCGGCCAUAUAUUUACGUGGGAGUUUGCCCGUUCCACCAGGCCCUUUCUGCACAUCCAGCCGAUAGACGCAUCUCAAGCUCAAGCCAGACGGGGCGAUGGCCACAUCCAAGGCAGCGGCAUUCCUCAUAUUGGAUUUCUUGGCUAUAGACACACAGCUCUCGUCUCUGCCGAUGACAAAGGCAUGGCAUUCUCUCACCUCGCGACAAGGGGAAUGGGGUCCGUUGGUAGGGUUGUCCGCACCACGCGUAUCUUGGGAAGAUACCCAGAAUUGGUAUCUCGCGCUACCAAACCUUUGAAAAAGAGCUCGGUGCUCGCCUUCUCACCUCUACCCUUGGGGAAUAUUGAGCAAAGGACCGAUGGCUUGGGUCUGGUCGCCAUGUUAACCCCUUAUCUCUUGGUGAUCGUGUCCACCACUCCAAUUGCCCAGACUCAGCACAAAGCCGCCCGCCCCAAGGAAGUGGCUGCUCAUAGCGCCAUGACCGCCGCUCUUGCCUGGUUUCCUGCCAUCAAGCUCAAGUCAAAUGCUGAAGUCUCUAGGACAAAACUGGUCUAUGCCUGGUCGAACAUCCUCACUGUACUAGAGGUACAUGAAGCCGAACCUGAUCAGGACGCCGAUAAAAACAAACCACCAGAGCUACAAUUCUUGGCCCGGAGUCGCUUCCAAUCCGAUGAGGCCAUCGUAGCUGUACAGUGGCUGAACAAAUCCGUCUUAGCUGUGCUGACCAUUACUCAGCAGCUUUUGAUUCUAGAGGACUUUUCCAUGCAUGUUACCGAGGCAUUCGACCUUCUCAACAAAAGCGUCCAUCACACCGACCUAUACUCUCAACAGCUAACCACAAUAAUCGAGCAUCUUGACGAGGAAGACACUUCCCUGCAUGGUGUGGUUGCCGAUGCUUUCCACAUGAGCUUCAGAGCUUACAAGGGCAGGUUAUUUUUGCUGGGCUCUAACGAUAUCUGGACCGGUGCAUUGACGAAUUGGGCCGAUCGACUCCUUGCUCUAAUGAAUGUGGGAGAUUUUAUCGGUGCUAUUCGCCUGGCCACCAAAUAUCACAUGGGACAGGGUGAAAAGGCCACUAUCGGUCUCCCGGAAGAAGACAGUGUCCGCGCUGAGGUCGUAAAUGAGAAGCUUUCGGAAAUGAUCACUGCCUCCUUGAGGUAUGCGUUUGGCAAGAAUCAGCAAGCCGGCAAUGAGCAGAUCGAGAAGCCACAGUUGGUUGAACUCGCUGAUGCGUGUAUAAAAGCUUGUCUUGUCAUGGACGAUCAAGACUUCAUGUUCGAAGAAGCCUUCACAUGGUAUGACGACCACGACAUGGGGGCGGUCUUUGUCGACGUCUUGGAGCCAUACAUUCUCGACAGAACCGUAACAUCUCUUCCCCCACCUGCCUUGAAGACACUAAUUGAUCACUUUGUCGUCACGCACUCCCCGUCAGCUUUGGAGGAAAUUAUUUGCAUGCUCGACACUUCUUCGAUGGACCUCGACCAAGUCACAAAUUUAUGCAAACGCCACGGUUUGUACGACGCGUACAUCUACGUCUGGACAAGCUCACUACGGGACUAUACGACUCCUAUCACACUGUUGCUUGAUCUCGCCGAAGAGCCCAAAAAGCUUGAGCAGAACAAACUGGAUCUAGGUGAGCGUUAUGCUCUAGCGCAGAAGAUCUUCCCUUAUAUAUCUUUCAUCCUGACAUCCCGGGUCUAUCCCACCGGGGACGACAUGGGCGCCGAAAUUGCCAUUGAAGCAAAAACUCAGAUUUACGACUACUUCUUUUCGGGGGUUCGACCAGUUAACGGCUCUUUCCACGACCCCAACAGCGGUCGAAACAGUUCCGUGGCCAAAUCUUUCAGUGCUUUAGCCAGGAUACUACAUUUUGGUGCAUCCAAUUUCAUCGCUGCCAUGAAUGAAGCCUUUGAAGACAAUUUUCUAAACUCUGGCGACGAAGAUGACCAAAUUUCGACACCUCGGACAUACACCCGCCAGUUCAUCGUCCGGAUAUUACUUGACAUCAUGUCUACUGGGUAUGAUAGAGACGAAACAAUCUACUUGGACAUGUUUAUUGCACGCAAUCUUGCCAAGUACCCCCAACACAUGAUGCUUUCCGGAAGCAUCCUUCAUGAGAUCUUCACUCGACUAUGUGGCUACCCUGACGAUGACAUGCAAGAGGAUGCACAGCUUAGUGUGGAGUAUCUAUUGUCCAUCUACCAGCCUCCCAACAUUCUCGGGCUCGUCCCCCUACUAGAAGAAGCCCGCUUUUUCCGAGUUCUGAAGGCGGUGUACAGGCAGGAACAUCAAUUCCCAAACCUCAUUCAUACCUACUUUGUGGAUCGUGAGAAUCAGGAUGAGGUAUUUACGGUAAUAGCCGAUUGUCUCAGACCACGAUCCUUGCUGCUUGAGCAGCAGCGCAAGGAGGUGAGGCAGAUGGUUGAAGAACAUGCAGCAGAUCUCAUCGAUAUUGAUGUUCAUCGCACGGCCUCUACGAUUGAUGAAGUUGCCUCUGACCUUCAUCGGACGUUUCUUCUCGUUCUGGCUACAGACGAAUACAGCCAGUAUGAAUACCUCAAGACCUUGUUUGAGCCAGAGAGUCGAAACAGGCGCAAUAAGGUGUAUGCGAAUGUACUCAAAGAAACGUACGUGCGUCUCUUGUGCCAGUUCGAUCCCUCUCAUGUUCGGAACUACAUCGAGCAUGUCAAGGAAGGCGACUUGAGACUUGAAAAGGUUCUCCCCACAAUUGAGGAAAAUGGCAUCGUUGACGCAGCGGUGAUUCUUCAAGUGCGCCAAGGCCAGGUGAAGGAAGCCAUGCAUCGUCUCGCACAGCAUCUAGCGUUGUUGGGGUCGACCUUGAGAUCAUUAAACAACAAGUCGACCGACGGAGAUGACGGAGAUUCCAUUCGACAUUCCAGCGAAGGAGUGUUGGAAUCGAUCGAGAAGUACAGUCAGGUGGGAAUCUGGCUCUGUCAAGAGCAAAUGAAACAAGCACCUAGGCCGGCGGGUGUGGCGAAGUCUCCUAGGCGAUCUGUUAGCGCAACUCGAGCCCUCGCUUUUGAGGAACAGCUGUGGUUGGACAUGAUUGUUGCAGUUGUGGCGAUCGCUCGAGAAUUCUCCACUAGCUCCAACUCUGGCGCAGUCGAUGAAGACGACAACAUCACUGCCAGCCUUCGAAGGACGAUCCAACAAGUAUUCACAGCAUUGUUGGCCAGUACGACAUCUGUGCGCGAUGCCUCUGGCGCACGUGACGUGAUGUUCCUACGCAUUCUACGGGCGUUCUUGACACACGCAGCAGAGUCGAGUCCAUCACUCGCUGAACUACGGAGUGUGAUCAAGUCCAUCUUCGCGGCGUAUGCACACGAGGGUGCACUUCUCUCACUGUCAAACUCGAUGCUAGACAAAGAUGUUUUCGUUCGCCUCGACGAGGUGACAGCUCUCAGGCAACGAGGAUGGAGACCACGAGGGCAGAUCUGUGAGGUGUGUCGACGUCGUGUGUGGGGCCCGAGCAUGAGCAAUCGGGUGUGGGAGGAUUGGCAGAAGCAGGAAGAAGCGAGAUCGCGGCGACGGAAAGGCCCUCAAUCGAUGGAGACGGACGCGGAUGAAGAUGGAGGCCGCGGUAAAGGCAAAGCGACAGUCGACGUCAGUGGUCAUGAACCAUCGGAGGAGAGUGGGCCUCCAGAGACUUCGCUGGGACCCAUUGUGGUCUUUUCGUGUCGACACAUGUACCAUCAACGAUGCUUGGUGCCAGGCCAGGCGGAAGAUGGUACGCCUCAAUUGAUGUGUCCAGCUUGUGUAUAGCUCCGAUAGAAGAAAUGUAUCUAAUCUCUGUUGCUGGAGGAGCAAUCCCACUGUCC